ACUCUGGAGGGAAGGAACAAGCGAAGCUGCACUGGGUUUGGACCAAGCUAACACUGAGCAUUAAUUAUUAAAAUACGUCCUCAAUAGUCCCUGCACACGUCCUCAAGUAGCCUAGUGUUACGGUGAUUUGAAACUGUGAAUUGAUAUAAACUGUUAACAAUUUACUGCAACAACCAGCACACAUCAUAGAAGCACGGGGUAACCUGGAGUUCGGAAAGCAAUCACGGCGGUGUGGGAGUAUUGGGUGAUUCCACAAAACAGAGACGCACUUGCAUCACCUCACCGUGCGCUUUUCUUUCUUCACAAGGGGCACAGCGUAGGCUUGCGCAGCGUUGGUUUGGCAGUGAGAGAUCUCUGUCAUCCGCAGGGUCUUGUGAGCGUGUGAUGCCCAGGAUUGUGGAGAGAGAUCCUCAUAGUCCAACUAGUGUGAGAAACAUAGCCAGUCUUCUCUCAAGCUCCCUUAUAUCAGUCAAACAACUCCUCAGGGAUGCCAGGUACAUACAUCAGCAGCUCUUUGAAACCCAGAGAGAACCAUCCCUAACCCUGCCCUGAUCCAGAGAGGAGGGGCACCCAUGGUAUGCCCCACCCUUUGUACCAGCCAACACCAACCAGCUGCCUGCCGCUCUGAUCUCCCAGUGCCACACUGCCCUGACCCUCUGUCCCGCUCUCCCACACUGCUACCAUCAUGGAGGGGGACUCCAAACACCCAUCCCUCUUCCUUUACUGCUCUCUGUUCCUACUGACCACCAAAUUCUACUGGCCAUUGGUCUCUGCAACUCAGAGGCCCCCAGACACCCAGCUGCCUCUACAGGAUUUCGCCCACUCCAUCCGGCUGGACGGGGACAUCAUGCUAGGAGGCCUAUUCCCUGUGCACUCUCGUGGGGAGAGAGGUGUGCCCUGUGGAGAACUAAAGAAGGAGAAGGGCAUUCACAGGCUAGAGGCCAUGCUGUUUGCUAUUGACCUGAUCAACAAGGACCCGGACCUGCUUCCCAACGUGACCCUGGGAGCGCGUAUCCUCGACACAUGUUCUAGAGACACCUAUGCCCUGGAGCAGUCACUGACCUUCGUCCAGGCCCUCAUCGAGAGGGAUGGCUCAGACGUGCGAUGUGCCAGCGGGGAGCAGCCCAUCUUUGCCAAGCCGGAUAAGGUGGUGGGGGUCAUUGGGGCUUCAGCUAGCUCUGUGUCCAUCAUGGUGGCCAACAUCCUUCGGCUUUUCAAGAUCCCUCAGAUCAGCUAUGCAUCCACUGCACCCGAACUGAGUGACAACACACGCUAUGACUUCUUCUCCCGUGUGGUGCCACCAGACUCCUACCAAGCUCAGGCCAUGCUGGAUAUCGUCACAGCGAUGGGCUGGAACUAUGUGUCAACCCUGGCCUCUGAGGGGAAUUACGGCGAAAGUGGCGUGGAGGCUUUUGUCCAGAUCUCCAGGGAGUCCGGGGGUGUGUGCAUUGCCCAGUCUCUGAAGAUCCCCAGGGAGCCUAAGCCGGGGGAAUUUGACAAGCUCAUCCUGCGACUGCUGGAGACCUCCAACGCCCGAGCCGUCAUCAUGUUUGCCAAUGAGGACGACAUCAGGCGUAUCCUUGACGCUGCCAAACGCCUGAACCAGACCGGUCACUUCCUGUGGGUGGGCUCCGACAGCUGGGGCUCCAAGAUCUCCCCUGUGGUUCAGCAGGAGAGAGUGGCAGAGGGGGCCGUCACAAUCCUCCCCAAGAGAGCCUCCGUGGACGCCUUUGAUCGCUACUUUCGAAGCCGCUCCCUUUCCAACAACCGAAGGAACGUAUGGUUCGCUGAGUUUUGGGAAGAAAACUUUGUUUGCAAGCUAGGGAUGCAUGGCAAGCGACCUGGGAGCCCAAAGAAGUGCACAGGACUGGAGAAGGUUGGUCGUGACUCAACCUACGAACAGGAGGGAAAGGUACAGUUUGUGAUGGAUGCGGUCUAUGCAAUGGCCCACGCCCUUCACCACAUGCACAGAGAGCUCUGCUCUGGGUACCCAGGCCUGUGCCCUCGCAUGGCCAACAUUGACGGGAAGGAGCUACUGAUCUACAUCCGGGCUGUAAACUUCAAUGGAAGUGCUGGUACUCCAGUCACAUUUAAUGAGAAUGGUGAUGCUCCAGGGCGCUAUGACAUCUUUCAGUACCAGAUCAACAACCGGUCCACAGCAGGCUACAAGGUCAUUGGCCACUGGACCGACCAGCUUUACUUAAAUAUAGAUGCCAUGCAGUGGACCAAUGGAGAUUCCUCUGUGCCUGCCUCAGUGUGCAGCCUGCCCUGCAAGAUGGGCGAGAGAAAGAAGGUGGUGAAGGGCGUACCAUGUUGCUGGCACUGCGAACGCUGUGAGGGCUACCAUUUCCAGGCCAGUGAGUUUGUAUGUGAGCUGUGCCCGUAUGAGCAGCGCCCCGACCAGAACCGCACCGGGUGCCAACCUAUCCCGAUCAUCAAGCUGGAGUGGCACUCACCCUGGGCAUUGGUGCCAGUCUUCAUCUCUGUGCUGGGCAUUCUGGCUACCACCUUUGUCAUUGUCACCUUUGUGCGCUACCAUGACACGCCCAUUGUCCGAGCUUCGGGCCGGGAGAUGAGCUAUGUUCUGCUAACGGGCAUAUUCCUUUGCUACGCUAUCACCUUCCCCAUGAUCGCAGCCCCUGACGUUUCCGUUUGCUCCUUCAGGCGCAUCUUCCUGGGCCUGGGGAUGUGCUUCAGCUAUGCGGCUCUGCUUACCAAAACCAACCGCAUCCACCGCAUCUUCGAGCAGGGCAAGAAGGCCGUGACUGCGCCGCGGUUCAUCUCCCCAGCCUCCCAGCUGGUCAUUACCUUCAGCCUGAUCUCUGUCCAGUUACUGGGAGUUUUGGUGUGGUUCGCCGCCGACCCACCACACACGGUGGUGGACUAUGGCGAGCAGCGCACGCAGGACCCAGAGAAUGCCCGCGGGGUUCUCAAGUGUGACAUCUCGGACCUCUCACUCAUCUGCUCACUUGGAUACAGUAUCCUCCUGAUGGUCACAUGCACUGUUUACGCCAUCAAGACCAGGGGAGUGCCGGAGACCUUCAAUGAGGCCAAGCCUAUUGGAUUUACUAUGUAUACUACAUGCAUCAUUUGGUUAGCUUUUAUACCGAUCUUCUUUGGGACGGCACAGUCAGCGGAAAGGAUGUACAUCCAGACAGCCACGCUGACCGUUUCCCUCAGCCUCAGCGCCUCCGUCUCUCUGGGGAUGCUCUACAUGCCCAAGGUCUACAUCAUCAUCUUCCACCCCGAGCAGAACGUCCCCAAGCGAAAGCGCAGCUUCAAGGCUAUUGUCACCGUUGCCACGAUGACCAGCAAGUUGUCCCAGCUGGCCUCUGAGCGACCCAACGGGGAGGUGAAGACAGAACUCUGCGAGGGCACGGAUGCCAGCAUGCCAUCAUCCAAAACAACAUAUGUCAGCUACACCAAUCAUGCUAUCUGAAGAGUGAAGCCCAGAAUAGAGGAUUACGGAGGAAUUCCACAUGCAGACUUGGAAGUGUCAGAUACACACAUGACAGGGCCCUCCAACAAGCAUGAGACAUUGAUAUUGCUCUGAGUCAAAAUGACAACCAAGAAGGUGGCAGCCAAAAUAAAUAUGCCUGCUCUUUCAUGUUCACAGACAGAGUUAAAUGGCCUGCUAGAAGCAGACAACAUAGAAUGAAUGGUCACUAAACAAAUCAUCCAAGAGACAGGAUGGUGAAGCAAGGCCAAAAUCAAAACCUCAUUUAAAACAGAAUUUUAAAAGAAUUUGGUGGGAUCAACCAUGUUAGUUGUUAUUCUAGUUGUAUGUAUUUUGUGGUUGUGAAGAUUUCAAAUUUUUGUCUCAUGUCGUCUGACCUGCUUUACGAGAUGAGUUGAUCUCUGUAUCGGCUAACUGAAUUGUAGCCUUGAGUUGUGAAAUCUGUAAAUGCCAUGGUUUAAGCAUGCACAUUUUUAUACAAAUACUUUAUUUAUAAUAAAGGAAUGUUUUGGGAAUGUU
Messenger RNA from Esox lucius (northern pike), 3976 nucleotides. RefSeq names its product glutamate receptor, metabotropic 8b (gene grm8b). The record is from RefSeq and is a predicted model, not a curated record. The transcript is spliced from 11 exons. The coding region runs from base 686 to 3439 and encodes 917 amino acids. Gene Ontology annotation, molecular function: group III metabotropic glutamate receptor activity. Gene Ontology annotation, biological process: G protein-coupled glutamate receptor signaling pathway; regulation of synaptic transmission, glutamatergic. Gene Ontology annotation, cellular component: membrane. Lineage: Eukaryota; Metazoa; Chordata; Actinopteri; Esociformes; Esocidae.